GCUAGGAAUCGCAUCGUCUCAUUUUUUUGGUAAUGGGAUCCUCGGUGUUUUUAAUACUGAUGCUCUGUUGCUUCUGCUGUAUGGUCGUUGAGUGCAGCUUGAGCAGGGAUGUUUGGUUGCGACCUGGCUGCCAUAAAGUGGGCAACACAAGAAAGAUAUCCAUACCAGACUGUGUAGAGUUUACCAUCACGACCAAUGCCUGCCGUGGUUUUUGUGAGUCUUAUGCUGUGCCAUCGGUUCCAUGGGCAAGCGGCUCUCUAACAGGUCUAUUAAAACCGCAAAAGCCAGUAGUUUCGGUCGGUCAAUGUUGCAAUAUGAUGAAAUCGGAGGAGAUACAACGCCGUGUUUUGUGCAUCGAAGGCAUGCGCAAUGUGACUUUUAAGAGUGCCAUCUCCUGCAGUUGCUAUCACUGCAAGAAGGACUAGAUUUUCUUGUUUAAUUAAUGCCUGAGUCACUUUGUUCUGAAUAUCUACUAGCUAAAAAAAAUAAAGAUCCAAAUUUGAGUUUAA
Molecule: messenger RNA, 509 nt
Organism: Scaptodrosophila lebanonensis
Lineage: Eukaryota; Metazoa; Arthropoda; Insecta; Diptera; Drosophilidae
Gene: Gpa2
Product: thyrostimulin alpha-2 subunit
Exons: 2
Coding region: 33-425 (130 amino acids)
Biological process (GO): cell surface receptor signaling pathway
Molecular function (GO): hormone receptor binding
Source: RefSeq, a predicted model, not a curated record